Molecule: messenger RNA, 4623 nt
Organism: Pararge aegeria (speckled wood butterfly)
Lineage: Eukaryota; Metazoa; Arthropoda; Insecta; Lepidoptera; Nymphalidae
Gene: Lztr1
Product: leucine-zipper-like transcriptional regulator 1 homolog
Exons: 16
Coding region: 346-2721 (791 amino acids)
Cellular component (GO): Golgi apparatus
Molecular function (GO): protein binding
Source: RefSeq, a predicted model, not a curated record
GUCGGUAUUUGCGGCAUUCUUGGCCCUAAUAAAAAUAUUGAAAAUUUUAAAUAAGAAUAUUUUGUAGUUUGAAUUAACCAUUAAGCUAGAUUGCAGUGCUAGUGCAAUUUGUAAUAAAAUCCUGUAAUCAAUUUUAGAAUCGAAGUCAAAGAACUGUAUAUAAAAAAUUGCCGACCUAUUUCCUUUGUACGCAGUUUAUUUUGAGGUUUCCUAUUGCUUUGCUCUGGAUUAAUAGUCUCAUUUCCUUGUGUCCCGAUUUUUUUACUUUGAGAUUUAUCACCUCAUUUUCGCAAUGCCCGUAUUGUCAGUCAACUUUACGAAGUCAAAAUUGCGCUGGAUAAAAAAAUGCAGAACAUUGCAAAGAUGAUAACAGAGCAACUUCGAAAUCCUAACGAGCUAGACAUAAGCUUGAGGAUGGAGUUUGGGCCUUUUGAAACUGUCCACAAGUGGAAGCGGAUGUCAGAGUGCUACGAGUUUGUUGGAGCAAGGAGGAGUAAGCAUACAGCUGUUGCUUAUAAGGAUGCUAUCUAUGUGUUUGGCGGUGACAAUGGGAAGUCAAUGCUGAACGAUCUCAUCAGAUUUGAUAUAAAAGAAAUGUCAUGGACUAAAACUCUAUGCAUGGGAACAGCUCCGGCUCCACGAUACCACCAUUCUGCUGUGGUUCACAGAUCUUCAAUGUUUGUCUUCGGUGGCUAUACUGGUGACAUAUUAGCAAACUCCAACUUGACUAAUAAAAAUGAUCUCUUUGAAUACAAAUUCCAAACAGCUCAAUGGGUCCAGUGGAAAUUUACAGGCCAGGAGCCAGUACCUCGAUCGGCGCACGGUGCCGCAGUUUAUGACGAUAAGCUGUGGAUCUUCGCUGGAUACGAUGGAAAUGCCAGGUUGAAUGACAUGUGGACUAUAAAUCUAGUGGGGGAGAAUCACCAAUGGGAGCACGUGGAGCAGAAAGGCGAAUGCCCCCCCACUUGUUGUAACUUCCCCGUGGCGGUUGCUCGCGGCAAGAUGUUUGUGUUCAGCGGACAGAGCGGCGCUAAAAUCACUAACGCGCUAUUCCAGUUCGACUUCGAGACAAACACUUGGAGUCGCGUAUGCACCGAGCACUUACUGCGGAGCGCGGGACCCGCACCGGCGCGGCGAUACGGUCACGUGAUGUUACACCACGCGCGGCAUCUAUACGUGUUUGGCGGCGCCGCGGAUAGCACCCUGCCUUCAGACCUCCAUUGCUACGACCUUGACACGCAAAUGUGGUCAGUGGUUCAGCCAGCAUCGGACUCGCAGAUCCCAUCGGGUCGCCUGUUUCACGCGGGCGCGGUCGUUGGCGAUGCAAUGUACAUCUUCGGCGGAACCGUUGACAACAACGUGCGAAGCGGAGAUCUGUAUCGCUUCCAGUUAUCAAACUAUCCUCGGUGCACUCUACACGACGAUUUCGGUCGCAUCCUUAAGUCGCAGCAAUUCUGCGACAUCACUCUCCUCGUAGGAGUUGACCAGACCGCGGUAUACGCACACCAGGCGAUGUUGGCUGCACGCUCACAGUACCUGAGAGCUAAGAUUAAAGAGGCGCAUGAAGACUUAGUCAAACGCAUAGAAGCUGGAGAAGAGGAACCAACUGCAGAAUGCUCAUACAAAUCUCCUCCGCAGUUGACCGUGAAGCUACCGGAGGCCACACCCGAGGCGUUCCGGAUGGUCCUCAACUACAUAUAUACGGAUAGAAUCGAUCCUACUGAAAAAGAUGAGGACCCAGCCUCACCAGCUACAAUCCUGUUGGUAAUGGAAGUACUACGGCUCGCUCUGCGUCUGAACAUUCCAAGAUUGCGCGGCCUCUGCGCUCGCUAUUUACGCGCUAACCUCUGCUACAGCAAUGUUCUUCAAGCUUUGCACGCGGCACAUCACGCCAAUUUGAGCUGCAUCAAGGAGUAUUGCUUACGAUUCGUGGUAAAAGACUACAACUUCACGGCGAUCGUAAUGUCGCCAGAAUUUGAGCAGAUGGAACAGAAACUGAUGGUGGAAGUCAUUCGUCGCCGACACCAGCCGCAUCACAAGCUGCCACCAAAUCAUGAUCAGGAAGAAGAGGUUCUCGGAACAACGCUAGAACAAGAUAUGUGCGUGUUCGUGGGGGGCGCGGAUUUGGCCGAUGUUACGUUGCGGGUGGCCGGUGCAACGAGACCGGCGCAUCGGUCAAUACUGGCCGCGAGGGCUGCAUACUUCGAGGCCAUGUUCCGGUCAUUCUCCCCGAAGGAUAACGUUGUUAAUAUUCAUAUCUGCAAUACGGUGCCGUCAGAGGAGGCUUUCGACUCCCUUCUGCGGUACAUUUACUACGGCGACACCAAUAUGCCCACUGAAGACUCACUGUACCUUUUUCAAGCACCUAUUUAUUACGGUUUCACCAACAACCGCCUCCAGGUGUUCUGCAAGCAUAAUCUGCAGAGUAACGUUUCACCAGAGAACGUUCUAGCGAUUCUGCAGGCGGCCGACCGCAUGCGUGCCGCAGACAUAAAGGAAUACGCUCUGAAGAUGAUCGUACAUCACUUUGAAUUGGUGGCCCGGCAAGACGCAAUCAAGAACCUGGCUCAGCCACUCUUAGUAGAUAUGAUAUGUGCUCUCGCGGAUGAUCCUCGGUUCGACACGUCUCUCCCCCCGCCACCGCGCUCUCUCCCCUCCUCUUCUUCCGCGGAUACCAUCACCGACGAUCCCGAUUAUAUACGCCAUCGGUGCGGAAAGUAAAAGAAACCAAGAAGUUAAUAAAUUAAACUAUAUAUUGAUGAUCUACAGGAUAAUUUUGAAACCACUGCGGAUUUUAAUUUGGUGGAUUCGGUAUCGGUAGUAGAAAAUAUUUCCACUCAAUUUUUCGUAUAAUUUUUUUUACCAUGUCCGAGCAUAAAAUAAGCAAAUCAUGGCUACUCGUAAUAGAUAUCUACCUAAAUAAAUAAUAGCCCACUACUAUCUUAGGCUGCAUCAACACUUACCACUAGGUGAGAUUGCAGUCAUCGGCUAACUAGUGGAUUAAAAAAAAAAUACUUCGUAAUGUGUGGCAUGCGUAGGUAAGUAAUGGGUUAUUCAAUUUUAUGUGUUUAAGUUAUUAUUAUGUUUUAUUGUAUGGAAUUAUCGCUGCGAUCAUAUGGGACCGAGUGCGAGAACGUUGAUCACAAGUUAACAGCUGAGAGCUAUUGUAGGGUGCCCAUAAUUAUAUUUUCCCGGGACUAAUCUUUUGGAACCGUUAAUUUCUGUAUUGUUAAUUAAAAACUUAAAAAUACAUGUUCAUAAAUUUGGUUCAUGUAUAUAUAUACAUUACAAAAACAUAUUAAAAUAUCCACACUGAAAAAAAAAUAUUCUGUAUACAAUGGUGUACAUGUGUACAUAAAUCUCUUACACCUAAAGUAAAGAGUCAAUCUAAUCCAAAAUGUUCAAAUCGCAGAUUGAGUAAAUUACUACUCAUACCUGUAAGGAUAGCACUCCUUAUCUACAGGUAUGAGUAGGGAAAGGAUACAACUACUAAAUUCAAUGUGAUUAGAUGAUUUUGGAUUACAUUUUUUUUGUAAUUUCGGGCUAUAAUCUAAAAUAAAUUUGACGAAGUUUACCAGAAAGAACUAAACACAACAUCUGAGACUUAUUGGUAUUAUAUAGAGGUCAAGUGAUUUUGAGUGUGUUUGUGUCCUUUCUGCUUAAGAACGCCCAAUCGACGAAUGCAAAAAGAGUGCUAUCCUUUUCUUUAAGGUGCAGUGUGAAAAGGAGAGCACAACUUCUAGAAAUGUCAAGUUUUGUUAAGUUGAUUUGUGUAACAGAUUUGGAACUAUUAUGUUACAGCUAAUUUUAAUUUCUUGUGAGUUUGACAGUAAUUGUUUCUAGGUGUUUCAAAUAAAAUAACCUUGAAGGCUUUCAACCUCAGCCUAUGGAUACUCUCAGCCUCUUUCUAUGGAUUUGACAAAAGAUCAAUUGUCAAUCAAAUGGGGACACCUACAUUCUUCCAUUUUGCAUUUGUUUAUCCAUUUUUAGCCAAAGGAUUGGUGUUACAUGUGUGUACAUGUUAUUCUGGCGUGUAUGGCAUUACUUGAAACAGCCUCGAAUUUUUUUCGUUAAUACAAAUAAGGGUUUUAGGGCAAGAAAAAAUUAAAUAAAAAAAGACAUGGACUUCAGAAAAAAUGAAACUUAUCUGUAUCAAUAGCUAACCCAACUAUAUCCUAAUCAAAUAUUGUAAUAUAGGAAUGCAAAAGUUGUUAGCAAAUCAUGUUGAAAUAUUUUCCUAGAUUUUCAUAAAAGUUUGGUUGUAACAACUAAUUCCUUGGAAUGAAGAUAUUUGCUUAAAAUGAUUUUUUAUACAAACUGUCAAAACCGGCAGAAGACUCAAAUCUAUUGCUGUUUUGACAAACAGUUUUUUUUUAUUUGCUGUAGCAUUAAAAUUGUUCUACUCUGACAAAAAAUUACAUAUUAUAUAACUACCUUACUAUGAAUUUAAAAUAAUUUAUCUAGUCUGCAUUUUAAUAAAUAAAGAUAAGAAUAGAAAUCUAUGUUAAUAAGUAGGAAAAAUGAUAAUAUUUCUUGUUAAGAUAAUUUAAUCAUGUUAACAAUUUUUAUUAAAUAAGCUAAUAAAUUAUUUCAUUAUAAUGUUGAUGAUUUAUUCCUUUUCAU